GCUACAAUACCAGCACACGCCUACAGUUUCUGCUCCAAAAUGGUUGCACGAGCAGCAAUUUUGUCGGUCGCCUUGACGACCAGCGUGUGCUCGGUCGGCGAGGCCUUUGUGACGCCCAACGUCGCAGUAGUGCCAGGCGGGGCGUUUUCGUCUCACAGAGCAGCACAGGCCGCACGCCUGAGACGACCAGCAGCUCGUGCUGCUGAACCAGCCCGUAGCGGACGCGAUGCCCCUCUCAUGUCGACAUCCACUGACCUGAAGGAGUUGGGGCUGACCCCGGAGCUGGAAAGGUUGACGAAGGUGUUCAGGUCUUGUCCCACGGACAAGAUGCGACAGAUGCAGCUCCUGCACCUCGCGCAGAUGGGCGACAAGAUGGACCCGGCUCUCCAGACAGAGGAGAACAAGGUCUUGGGGUGCCUCUCGACCGUGUACGUUGCGGCGGAGGUGAAGGAUGGCCUAAUCUACUACUCCACGGACUCGGACGCGAUGAUCACCAAGGGGUUGGCAGGCCUUCUCGCGAUGGGCCUUUCCGGCAACUCGCCGGAGGCCAUCCAGACCGUCAAGCCAGAGUUCAUCCAAGUGGCCGGCCUUCAGGCCAGCCUCACUGCCGGGCGAAACAACGGGUUCAUCAACAUGCUACGGACGAUGAAGGGGAAGGCGCUAGCGUUGGGCGGCGAGUCGGCCAUCCGCGCGGCUGUGGAGCAAGCAGCCCCGGCGGCGGAAGAAGCGGCAGCGGAGGAGCCGGAGCAAAGCGGGACGAUGGCAUCACGGAUAACCGAAAAGCUGCAAAAGCUGGAGCCGUUGAAGCUGGUCAUCGAGGACGAGUCAGGCGGGGAAGAGUCCAAGUUCAUGAUUAACAUCGUCAGCAAAUCCUUCGAGGGCCUGACGCUGUUGAAGCGGCACCGAUCCGUGUACGGCCUCAUGGCCGACGAAAUGAAAAUAGUACACGCGGUUACCCUAGACACGAAGACGCCCGAGGAAGUAGGAAUGUAGGGUGUAGGAUGCUGCGGUGUGAACGUUUUACUCCCAACACUUUCGUGAUGACUUGCGACACCUGCGUUGAGUUGCGAACCUGACUUGGCUUGGCUUGCAAAUCUUGCGUUGAUUUGCAACAAUUUUGUCGGCUUGAUGUGGGCUGUGUACCACGGCAGUCAUACUUGGUCAGGUCCUCUUGUUGCGCGACUUGUUACCGUUUAUUUGCGCCUCGCUGCAUCCGUUUGUUGAGAGAAGGGUGCGCAGUUUUGUUUCUGUGGUACACUGCGUACGAAGAGCAUUGGGUUUGAGUUUCGUUGCGCAGGGUACCGGUCGCCCGGUGGUCUAGUGGUAACAUCGAAGUCGCUAGUCGCAGAGAAAGGUCGCGAGUUCGAAUCCCCAUCGGGUGAUAAAUUUACAAAACUUGUGGAUAAAAGCG
Molecule: messenger RNA, 1411 nt
Organism: Ectocarpus siliculosus
Lineage: Eukaryota; Phaeophyceae; Ectocarpales; Ectocarpaceae
Source: the annotation of a GenBank genome assembly